UAAUUAGUUUUCAAUCGCAAAAAAAUCUUCGUCACUUCCUCCCAGUGCCUAUAUGACAAAAUGGGUUGUGGUUGAAGUCUGAAAAUCAAAAUCUUCACUACUUAGCCUUAUUAUGCUUCUCUUGCUUUCUCUCAAGUCUCGUCUUAUGCGAAUCAACAUGCAAGUUCUUUCAGGAGCUUGGAUAUCAGCAAUACUUUUGCUCUUACUAGGCACAACAAUACUAUCUGAUGCUUCAAGGAAGAGUAUUGGAAAUCAGAUGAUGAAGGAAGCUGUCUUUUUGUCCCCCAAAUUUGAACUAACACCUGGCUCAGUUCUAAAUAGAUAUUACUACGAUAUUCCCUUCCCAAAAGGCCAUAUUGCAAUCAAGAGCUUCAAUGGUGAAGUAGUUGAUGAACAAGGCAAUUCUGUACCUCUUCAUGAGACUUAUCUCCACCAUUGGCUUGUGAUCAGAUACCAUCAACAGAAAGGCAAUACAAGCACACUCAAGGAAGGCCCAAGAGUACCUGAUGAAGCAGCCUUGGGUCAUUUUGUGAUAAGGAAUAGUGGGAUAUGUCAGAAUGAUUUUCUAAUACAUUAUUUCGCCAUCGGGUCCGAAACACGAAGAACUGAAACAUAUAUUCCAAAUCCUUUUGGGGUAGAAAUAGGAAAUCUUGCUGAGAUCCCAAAAGGGCAUGAAGAAAAAUGGAUGCUUAAUGUUCAUGCAAUUGAUACGAGAGGUGUAGUAGAUAAGUUAGGAUGUACUGAGUGUAGGUGUGAUCUUUAUAACAUCACAAAGGAUGGAUUUGGGAGGCCUUUGGAAUUGGAUUAUAAAGGUGGUUCGAAGUGUUGUGAUCAUAAAGCUCAAUGCAAGCUGAGGGAAGGUUUUAAAGGACCAAAGAGAAGCCUGCAUAUUAGAUAUACAGUUAAGUGGAUUGAUUGGAGUGAUUUGAUUGUUCCUCUUAACAUCUACUCAAUUGAUGUGACUGAUACUUUGCAAAUAUCAUCCAGUGGAUCUUCCAAAACAAGGAGUACAACCCAUAAAUGUAUGUUUGAGUAUCAAGUUGAGUCAUGCAACGAGAAGCAAAAAGAUAGAAGUGCAUGUGUUCAUGUGAAGAGAUCAAGGCUCCCAAUGCCUAGAGGAGGUCAUGUCAUCUAUGGUGUUGGCCAUCAACAUUCAGGUGGAAUUGGUUUAACUUUGUAUGGAAAGGAUGGAAGGGUGAUAUGUUCUUCAAAGCCAAUCUAUGGAAAAGGAAAGGAAGCAGGAAAUGAAGAAGGGUAUGUAGUGGGAAUGAGCACUUGUUAUCCCAAACCUGGUUCUGUCAACAUCAUGGAGGGUGAAACUAUCACUUUGGAGUCAAACUACAAUAACACUCAAGGCCAUGCUGGAGUUAUGGGCAUUUUCUUCCUGUUCGUGGCAGAACAUCUUCCUCCUCAACAUUCUACGUAUUUAUCUCCUCCUUAAUAUUCACUGUGUCAAUUAAGGGUUGAAUUGGAGGAUUGCUUGCCAUUGUGUCCUUCCGUUUAUUUUCUUGUGUGUUUUUUGGGUAUGCUAGCUUUGUCACGUUUUCAAGUUUGGUUCUCUUUCUUCUUUUUCGUUGUUGUUUGUGUCUUUUGGUUUUGUAUGUCUCUCGUUUUCUUUCUUUUCUUUCUAUUUGUGAACCUGUGAUAUUAGUCUACUUAUAUCUUGGGCUUUUUGUAA
Messenger RNA from Prosopis cineraria, 1678 nucleotides. RefSeq lists its product as uncharacterized. The transcript has 4 exons. Bases 113 to 1441 code for a protein of 442 amino acids. Lineage: Eukaryota; Viridiplantae; Streptophyta; Magnoliopsida; Fabales; Fabaceae. The record is from RefSeq and is a predicted model, not a curated record.